AAAUAUAAUGGAUUUUGUAAUUUCUGCAUCGGGACGGUUCAGUUGGACUGCCAAAUAUACCAACGUUUCCAAAAAAUAAAGGUUCGGAUGUCUUUAACGGUAAGGUGAUUCAUUCUAUGGAUUACUCCAAUAUGAAUAGCGCAGCUGUUGCUGAAUUGGUGAAAGGAAAGCGAGUCAUCAUUGUGGGAUAUCUUAAAUCGGCAGUGGACAUAGCUGCUGAAUGUGCUAAUAUUAAUGGACCAAAAUAUCCAUGCACUAUGAUAGUUCGAACAAAAAGAUGGAAUGUAUCCCAGAUGACAGUAUGGGGCAUCCCCAUAAGUUACAUGUAUUUAAAUCGUUUCUCAGAAUUGUUGGUACACAAGCCAGGAGAAGGACUCAUAUUAAGCCUCUUAGCCACAAUCCUUUCCCCUUUGAGGUGGAUCUUCUCAAAGUUUACAGAGAGCUACUUAAGGAAAACAAUCCCGAUGAAGAAGUAUGAUAUGAUUCCAAAGCAUAGUUUCUUUCAAGGAGUAGCUGCUGGUUUGUUUUGUAUAUUACCAGAACACUUUUAUGAAAAAGUAGAAGAAGGAAGCAUCAUCUUAAAACCUAGUAAGACUUUUGAAUUCAUUAAGAAUGGUGUCCUCACCGAAGGUGAUGCCACCCCAAUAAAUGCUGAUGUAGUGAUCUACGCUACUGGGUACAAGGGUGAUCAAAAACUCAGAAAUAUGUUUAUUUCUCCUUGGUUCCAAAAGAUAGUGGUUGGCACAGAAGAUACAAUUGUUCCUCUCUACAGAGAGUGCAUACAUCCACAAAUUCCACAAAUGGCCAUCAUUGGUUAUUCUGAGAACCUAUCAAACCUCUACACUUCUGAGAUGAGAGCGAGGUGGUUAGCUUGUUUCCUUGACAAUGGCUUCAUAUUGCCAAACAAAAGAGACAUGGAGAAGAAUAUACUCGAGUGGGACAAUUACUAUAAGACAUAUUCUGGCAAUUCAAGUGAGUGCUAUCGUAGGUCUUGCAUCGCCCCAGUUCACACUUGGUAUAAUGAUCAAUUGUGCAAAGAUAUGAGAUGCAAUCCUAGAAGGAAGAAGGGGUUUUUUGCAGACCUGUUCCUUCCAUAUGGUCCUAUAGAUUAUGUUGGGCUCGAGUUGAAAAAAUAAUAGAUAUGACCCUAAGUAUUAUGUUAAACUUGAUUUGAAAAAUAAUAAUAAUAAUGGCAUCAAGUUGAUGAAUAGAUAGAUGAUUGUUAAUAUCA
Dendrobium catenatum is the source of this 1231-nucleotide messenger RNA. Its product is annotated as probable flavin-containing monooxygenase 1. Gene Ontology annotation, molecular function: N,N-dimethylaniline monooxygenase activity; NADP binding; flavin adenine dinucleotide binding. Lineage: Eukaryota; Viridiplantae; Streptophyta; Magnoliopsida; Asparagales; Orchidaceae. The record is from RefSeq and is a predicted model, not a curated record. The coding region runs from base 117 to 1136 and encodes 339 amino acids. The transcript is spliced from 4 exons.